CCAGAGGCAUUGCGUAAUGAUCGAGAGGAAUCGAUUCUAGUUUCGUUCGCAUCGUUUCCGUAUUUCACCCUUGAUUUAAUGUUUAACGGCAAUAUCGGACAUGGAUACACACUGCAUGGCUGGAACGUUAUUAAACAGAUUAAUAAACAAACGCACUUAUAUUUUUGGGUACAGCCGCUAAGUGCAAUACAUUGAUAUUGUAGAUUCGUACGUCUGAUGGUAAUAUCGAUUCUGUAGGGCGCAGCUUUAAGGGAAUCGAUUUGCGAGCUUGCCACCGCGUGCAGAACUCACACGCGCGCUGUGUGGCCGGGGGGGGAUAUCGAUUCCGUCGAUUAAACCUUAACCGAUUCCUACAAUUCGACUUUGCUCUCUUCGCACCGUGGAAUCGAAUAUGAAAUAAUCGAUUACAUUCGGAGACGAUCGAUUCCAUUUCCUUUCCCUACCACCGUGACCCCCCCCACCGACCCGCUCGACCCGUAACCCGCUCCUUGCCCCCGCAAAUGAGCAGUGGGGGGCGUAGGAAUCGAUCGUAGGAAUCGAAAGUGCGAUUAUUGUGUAAUAAUUAAAUAAUGAAUGAGAUGAUUGUUUAUUUAUUUGUUCCACUCCCUCCCCACUCCCUCCUCCCUCCAUCCCUCCCCACUGCCUCCUCCCUCCGCUCUCCCCCUCGCCUCUAUUUGCGAGCGAGAUCGCUGCUCGAGGCAGGCGCAGGAGGAGGAGGAGAUGAUGGAGAUGAUGAUGAUGGAGGAGGUGGUGGUGGUGAUGGAGGAGGUGGUGGUGGUGCCGGGUUGAGAAGAACCACAGCAAGAGUCCUCCGCUGCAGUGGCUCCCGUGAUGAGCGGCAUGGGAGGGCGUCUGCUCGAUUACCUCGUGGUGUGCGGCCUCGACACCAACACGGGGCUGGAGCCCGACGACCUCUCUGGAGAGAACUUUGAGUGCACCCCUCUGCGUCGCACCUUCAAGGCCAAGGUGCUGGCUCACUACCCCCAGGCGGUCGACUGGAACCCCUUCGAUGGAGACGCCGUGGGCAUGCUGUGCAUGCCGAAGGGGCUGUCGUUCCGGACGCAGACGGACGACCGCACGCCACACUUCCACUCGUUCCUCAUCACCCGCGAGGACGGCACGCGCACUUACGCCUUCGCGCUCACCUUCUACGAGGAGGUCACGUGCCGCUCCAUCUGCCACGCCAUGCACACGCUCUACGCCAUGCACAACGCGCAGAGCGGCGACGGCGGCGGCGGCGGCGGCGGCGGCGGCGGCGGCGGCGGUGGCGUCCGCGACAUCGCCACGUUCGCGAUCCCCGAAUCGCCGGACAGCCCCGGGGUCUCCGCGGGACGCUUCCCCGCGGAGACGCCGCCGCUGCCGCCGGCGGAACGGAGGGGGCGGCACGGCGGUGGGGGGGGCGCUCCGAUCGGCGGGGGCGGCGGCGGGGAGGGGCGCCUGCUGCAGCGCUUCAACUCGUACGAGAUGGGCUGCGACACGCUCUACGUCUCCAAAGCGCUGUGCCUCAUCACGCCGCUCCCCUUCGCUCAGGCGUGUCGCAAGGUGCUGCUACAGCUGCACCGCGCGGUGACGUCACCGAGGCCGCCGCCGCUGCCGCUCGAGAGCUACGUCUACAACCUCCUGUACGAGGUGCCGCUGCCUCCGCCGGGCCGCUCGCUGCGCUUCGCCGGCGUGCAGGGCCCCCUGGUGGUGUGCCAGCGGCCCGGCGCCGCCGAGCUGCCGCUGCUGGACCACGCGCUGCGCGAGCUUGUUGAGCUGCUGGGCCUGGACAACGUGCUGCAGCUGUUCACGUGCGCGCUGCUCGAGAUACAGAUCCUGCUCUACUCCAACGACUACCAGCAGCUGAUGCUGGUGGCGGAGUGCGUGACGGCGCUGCUCUUCCCGUUCGCGUGGCAGCAUGUCUACGUGCCCAUCCUGCCCGCGUCGCUACUCUACUUCCUGGAGGCGCCCGUGCCCUAUCUCAUGGGGCUGCACGCGGAGAGCCACGACCACUGCUGCCUCCCGGAGCUGCCCAACGAGGCCAACCUGUGUUUCGUGGACAUCACCAACCACCGGGUGGACGUCCCCGAGGACCUGCCGCUCUUCCCGCACAGAGCGGAGCUCGUGGCCGAGCUGGCCGCCGUCCUCGUCGCGUUCCGCGUGGCGCCGGAUCCGCCGCCGCCGCCCGGCGGCGGCGGCGGCGGCAAACCCCCCGCGGCGACCGCCGCCGGCGCCGCCGGCGUCGCCGACCCGGCCCCGGCCCCCUCCCGCGACUCCGCGGCGGCCCCCGACCCCGCCGACGGCGCCGCCCUCCGGCGAGGGUGCGCCGAGCCGGCGCGGCGACGUCGGCCGCGCGACGACGAGGCCAACGGCAACGGGCCCGCGGCGGCGCGGGACGGCCCGGAGCGGCUCACGAGGAUCCAGGCCCUGGCGCGCCGCGCGGGCAUCGGCCUGCCGGCCGCCGACCCGGCCGACGGCGCGGCCGCGCCGGAACCGGGCGACGGGACGGGGCGUCCGCGGGACGCGGAGAGCAGGCCGGGAGAGGAGCGGCCCGCGGCGGCGGCGGCGGCGGCGAGGGCGAGCGGGCUGAGCGAGCGGGAGGUGGACGACCUGCGGCUGAACGCUCACCUCCGGGAGGCGUUCGCCAACCGCUUCACGCACAUGUUCGCCGACUACGAGGUGUUCGUCAUCGCGCCCGCCGGCCAGGAGAUGGAGGCCUGGCUAGGCAGCAGCCGCGAGCAGACGCAGAACUUCGACAAGGCGUCGUUCCUGUCGGACCAGCCCGAGCCGUACCUGCCCUUCCUGUCGCGCUUCCUCGAGACGCAGAUGUUCGCCUCCUUCAUCGACGCCAAGAUCCUGUCCCAGUGGGACGAGAAGGACCCGGCGCUGGCCGUGUUCGACGCUCGCGUGGAGAAGACGCGUCAGCUGCACGUGCGCACGCCCACCCUGCGCACCUCCAUGUACCUGCGCAGCACGUCCGGCGAGGAGGCCGAGCUGGCCGUGCUGUCGCGCCUGGCGCGGAUCGACCACACCGCCGUGCGCCCCCACCUGCUCGACAUGCGCAUCGGCCAGGGCAAGUACGAGCCAGGCUUCUUUCCCAAGCUGCAGGCCGACAUCCUGGCCACCGGGCCCCCCGGGAACAAGUGGGUGAAGAGAGCGAGCAAAGCUCCGUGGCUGAGGCGGGAUCACCUGCGGCAAAACUCUGAGCACCAGCAACUGGACAACGAGCAGGUGCCGUGCGACUGCGAUUUCCCGAAAUCUCUCCCAUUGGGUGGCGCGCAACUUCCCCUCGAAAACAAACCGCAAACUAACGCGGGCUCCGCCCCCCCCGCCGCGAACGCGCGUGCAUGCCGCACAACGCACACCCAUCUGCGAUGGGGAAAACAACAAAAUAACCCCGCGCGCGCAAAACCACCACCAAACCCCGCGCGACGACGACCGCCGCAGCCGCCGCUCGCUGCCGCCGUCACGGAGAUGAGCCCGGGCCUGGACGCGCUGGCGCUGCCCGGGUGGCGCGUGGUCAAGCGUCCGAGGCCCCCGCGCAAAUCCAUGUCCGAGUGCAACCUGAAGUUCUUGGCCGACGGCCGAGGCCUGGGCAAGGGCGGCGUUCGGCAGCCCAAGCUGGCCGACCUCUCCCCUUCGGUGUUCGCCAAGACCAACCUUAAGUUCGUGGAGGGCCUGCUCAAGGAGUGCCGCACCAAGACCAAGCGCAUGCUGGUGGAGAAGAUGGGCCAGGAGGCCGUGGAGCUGGGCCACGGCGAGGUGACGCUCACCGGCGUCGAGGAGAACACGCUCAUCGCCAGCCUCUGUGACCUCCUCGAGCGAAUCUGGUCACACGGGCUCCUGGCCAAGCAGGGAAAGUCUGCGCUGUGGUCCCACCUGCUGAGCUGCCAGGAGAAGGAGGAGAAGAAGGAGGUCGCGUUUGAGAGCGCCGUCCCUCUGGAUGCCACCAUCCUGAGCUGUGAUUGGUGGGUUUUCCCAGGGAUCGCGGCCAAUCAGGAGAGGAGACGGUCCGACGGGGGCCUCAUUAUGCCCCCACUCAAAGCCUCUCUAACACAAGACAUGAGGCACAUUCAGAACAUCGCGGAGAUUCGCACGGACGUGGGGCGAGCGCGUGCCUGGGUCCGCCUCUCCAUGGAGAAGAAGCUGCUCUCCCGGCACCUGAAGCAGCUGCUGUCGGAUGAGGACCUCUCAGGCCGCCUCUACAAGCCGUACGCCUUCCUGCACAUGGAGGACGAGAAGGAGCAGUUCCUGUACCACCUGCUCACGCUCAACGCCGUUGACUACUACUGCUUUACCAACGCGUUCUCCACCGUCGUGAUGCGCUACCGCGUGCUCAUCGUGCCGAGCCGCAAGGUGGGGCCCUCCGUGACGACGGCAAACCCGUGGGUGUGCGUGGGCGGUGACCUGGGCGACACGGGCGUCCUGCUCAUCCCCCGCAGCUCUCUGGAGCUCUCCUUUGAGUGCGUGAACUUAGGCCGCCUCACCACGGUGCAAAUCGGCCACGACAACGCGGGGCUGCUCACCAAGUGGCUGGUGGAGUGCGUCAUGGUGCGGAACGAGAUCACGGGGCACCUGUACAGGUUCCCGUGCGGCCGCUGGAUUGGCCGCGGCGUGGACGACGGAAGCCUCGAGCGCAUCCUGGUGGGCGAGGUGGUGACGGCGGCCGCGGCUGCGGCCGCGGCGGCGGCGCGGCACCGCGCGAGCCGCGGGGCGGCGCCCGGCGCUCGCUCGCCGGCGCUCGCCCGCCGGGGCCCCGCAUCGUCCGCUGGCUCCGCCGCAGCCUGCGCCAACGCGGCCGCCAACGGGGCCGGCGGCGCCAAGAUGAUCCCAGAGCAGAUCCAGGAAGGGGUGGGUGAAGCCGUCAACAACCUGGUGAAGCAUUUCCACAAGCCUGAGAAAGAGCGUGGGUCCCUGACGCUGCUGCUGUGUGGAGAGGGAGGCCUGGUGUGGGCGCUGGGGCACGUGUUCCAGCACGGCCUACGCUCCCCACGCCUCUUCCAGAAGCCUGUCUUCGUCUGGGACUUUGUGGAGAGGGUGGCCUCGCACCUGGAGGAGAACGCGGAGGGCACGGCGGCCGCAACGGCGCUCCUCCGGCAUGGCAGUGGCUCGGAGCGGCCGCUCCUGGCGGCGACCCCGGCCCCGCCGCUGCCCGCGCCGGAGCCGGACGCGGAUCUCCGGCGGGGAGAGGGGCCGAGCCGGGAGGUGCAGGCGCGACGCGCCCUCUGCUCGCUCGUGCGCGCCAUCAACGGGGCACCGCGACACAUCGGCAAGGAUGGCAAGUUCCAGCUGCUCGUGUGCUUCGGAGCCCGGGAGCAGCUGCUGCACAGCUGGCUGUCUCUGCUCGUCAGCUCCCCGGUGCUGCAGCAGAUGUACGAGGAGGCCGCUCUGCUGCGCAACGCGAGGCUGGUGAGCGACCUGGAGCGGCUCCUGCAGGCCCUGCUCGGCUUCCCCAUCAGCCUGGAGUCGUCGCUCGUCAAGGGCAUCGACACGUGACCUCCGCCGGACGUCGCCGCGUGACCCCGGGCCCCGCCAGCGUCGACCUCCGACCAAUCGCGUGACGACGUCGACCGCGGGUGUCCCGGGAAGGAGCCGUCGCUCGUCAAGGGCAUCGCGACGGGUGAGCUCGCCGCGUGACCCUGGCCGCGCCGGGCCCGCCAGCGUUGACCUCCGACCGCGACGACGACGACGACGAUUACGACGAAGGGUGUCCCGGAGGAAUCGCCAUCGUCGCCGCUGCCGUUCCUCUGCCGUCUUCGACACCGGCGGUCCAAGUGCGUGGACCUCUGUCAAUCCGCUGGAGCUGUCCGAUCGUAAACCUCAACGUUUGUCUGCAAGUCUCUCCCCCCCACCCCCACCCCCACGUCCGAACUGCUCUAACGCCAGUCUUUGUUGAGGACUGUCCAGGGUUGAGGACUGUCAUCCGUCAGGUCAUCUGAUGAGUUCAUCAGUAGACGACGGAGUAUCUUCAAGUUGUCUCCACCCCCGUGCCGUCUUGUUUUCAACUCGCCUCCGUGUAUUUGCUGUCCUCAACACCAGCGUUGGUUCGUGAGCAUCGCCCACGCCCCCCCCCACCUCCCCCCCUUCUUUCCCGUUCGUAUCUGUGACCUCUUAAGUCAUUGCCGAUCCAAGACUUAAACUGAAUGACCAACAGGACCAACUGUCCUCACCAGCAGACCUAUAAGUGCCCUCCAGUCAUCAUCCCAACUCCGAUACGGUCUUCAGUGUCAGCUGUGGUUCAUGAUCCCCAAAGUGUAAGGCCUGUGAUCAGCUUCGGUUGACGUCAAAGAUAGAGUAAGUCCUCGUUUAACGUGGUAGAUUAAAGUGCCGCGUUGAGCAACAACAAAAAAAACGCGGAAACCAAAACAGUUUCCCCACAAAUAAAGUAACUAUAAAGUUUGACGAGAUACGAUGCGCUACUGCUACUACUCGCAACGCAGUAAAUUGGCGGGACAAGUAACUGAGGGAAGGAAAACGUGUUGUGUGAACACGCGUUAAGCGAGGACUUACAAUGUGCUCUUCAAGCCUACUUCGCCCAUACGUUGCCUUCAACGAUAACUUCAUAAUCUCUCAGUGUUAAAGCUUGUGUUCUCUGAGCCCGCUGGCAAUAGAUUCAAGAUUACUUUUCAAGUCAUCGUUGCUGAUUUGCUUUCGUGACAGCGAUGCGUCACGUCGGCGAAUCGAACGCCAAAUGGACUCUUUCCGAGCUACCCAACUUGACCCGCAGAUCGAUUGAGUGCCCUCGAGUCAUCGCGCCACCGCUCGUUUUAUCAACCUUGGUGCUUUGAUCUUCAAGAGGUUAACCCCCCCACGACACCGUCAAACAACUCGGUUUGCCCACACGGGUCGGAGUGUCUUCACUUCAACGUCAAUUUCCAAUCGCCCGUCUGCAACUGUCCAGAUCUGCUCGGCCUCCUGAUUUCACCGGCAGAUAGAUAAGUGCUCUCAAAUCGUCUACGCUCCCUUCGCUGUCACCAUUGCCAACCCGUGGUUCACGAUCACCAAAGAGUAAGGUCACGUGACUUGACUUGCUAAUACACUUUAACCUGCUCACUAGCAGGGCAAUGCGCGUUUCCGUGUCGUCUCCGCACUGUGCACCCAGUAGACGUUCGUUUGUCACGUACGUACGUACGUGUGUCGAACUUCUUUCGCACCGUACGUUGCCAACGGUGCUAAUGGGGGAGGUGCAAACUCAAGAUACCAGACCUGCAGAUUAAACGGCGAAUCUUCACGUCAACUGCCAUUGUGGUCGUCACGUCAAACAGCAACAUUGUCCUGCCGCCCCCAGGCUACCUGCUCACCCACUUAACCUGUGCACAACCAGACGAACUGCAACCCCCGCUGAUUAUUUCCUCUUGCGGUGUUCAACGGUCUGGGUUUCGCCCUGGAUAGUGCAAGCGUUUACCUAUUGUUGUUUAUAAUCGCGGGACGGGACAAAAACAACGCGGUUUUGGCCUCUUGGACAAUGGCGCUGCCUGUGAAUCUGUGUCCGCGCCCGGCGCACUCGAUAACGCGAGCGGGAACCCCUGCUGCCUCUACUCCCGCGGCAACCGUCCGCGUGUCGUCCGUCCAGUCCGUGAGCUUGUCAUCUCGUGCGGCCCGUCUCGUGAUCUCAGCUGUCGCACCAACCGCAACCGACAUGUCUGCCGUGCGCAGUGACGACGUCUCCGUUGUCCAGAAUGCUUUUAAUGUGACCCCUUUUAGACGCUUGGGAUGAGUGCCCCCCACCCACCCCCAUGUUAUAGAGAGCAGCGCUUGGCGGACUGCAAAACCCCAUUUUUCGUAAACGUGAAAAAAAGAGCGGUUCUUUCGCCUUUUGGGCAGCGGGAGCUUUUCUAUCCGAAAACGUUGCGAACGGUCUAAUGGCGACCGUUGUGAUUCCCGCAGUCACGCAAAUCGAUGGCUCCUCAAGUUUCCGCGUGAACCAUUGCGCAGGGCGAGUGCAGGGUCUGUUCCCAAGACACGCGUGUUGUAUGCUGUCGGUUUGUGAACCAAACGAAAUCAAACCAAACCAGACGUCCCAGCGCGGAGCGGAAAUAUUUUUUUGUACGAACGUUUGCAUUUCUCUCAUCUUUCCUGUUUGUUUUGUACACAAAUGAACGAGCGUACGCCAUUCGUGAUACAAAUUCGAUUUCCCGUGCAGGCGGCGGUGGCGGCGGCGGCGGCGGCGGCGUGCGCGGGAUUUUUGGGCCUCUCGCACGGCGGCGUUUGCCCUGCGGGAGGGGAGUGGGAGGGGGGGGGAUCUGCCUGCGUCUGGGUGAAAUUGCAGCGUCACCCCCGACCCCCUUGCCCAGUUGCCAGAUUCUUUCACGAGCUCGUUCCGUGCCCAAAUCGUAACGGGAACGAGUAAAGGUACAGGCCUGCAAUUUGCUCGCGUGAGGCACGGCCGGAAGAAGAAGAAGGGCCUCCACUGGAGAUGGGACUCUCGAAGAAGCCUCUCUGUCGGGGGGGAUUUUGACCGACUCUCCCAUGCUGGCCGAUCAGCUAAAGUGCGGGAGCACCCACACUUGUGGGAGUAGCCACACGUUUUACCCAACCACACGCUGCCCCUCGAUCGGCUAACAUCAAUGAACCCGAUUUAAAGGUUUCGUGACUGCAGGGAUUCAUAUUCUUGGUUCUUUCGGUAAAGUCACGUAGAAGGGAAAUAAUAAAAUAAUAAUAAAACAUAAAAUAAAAUUCUCACGACGUUUCGGCCACAAC
Messenger RNA from Petromyzon marinus (sea lamprey), 8679 nucleotides. The record is from RefSeq and is a predicted model, not a curated record. Lineage: Eukaryota; Metazoa; Chordata; Hyperoartia; Petromyzontiformes; Petromyzontidae.